UGUGGGAGGAACCGUGGAAUUUUAUGAUUUAUUAAAAGACAGCAGUGUUUUUUAAACGCCACGGACAAAACAAGCACAUUUAAUGUCCAAUAUCUUUUUACGAACUACAAUCUCGAAUAGAGAUUGUAGUCUCUAUUGUCAAAUUCGGCUACAUUAGCUAUUAGUUAUUGCAACUUUUCGGUCGACACACUAACCUAGACGUUGAUAUGUAGUGGUAGUACAUAGUGGGCGAGGCUCGUUGUAUCAUGUCCUGGUUUGUGUCCUUAUCCAGAUACAACAAUGUGACUUUAUUUCAUAUUCGGAGCUGGGCGGGAGUUGUGAAACAGGUUGACAGCAAUGAUAAGCACCCGAGUCCGAAGGUUGAGUCACUGCUUGCAGCCGCACAACACGAAUGAGCGAUUAGCUGCACACACGGCAUCGAUUCUUGCUGUAGACGACACUAAGGCGAGGGGCCACGAAGGAUAAAAACGCUCCCACAAUGGGGACUCCGAGGAACGGCAUGACGAAGGAAAGUUUUAUUCUGUCUGUGGAUGUCGGCACGACGUCAAUUAAAUGCCACGUGUAUGACAAGAGGGCAAACAUUCGUGGAUCUUCCUCCACAGAGGUGCGUCCGCUGUAUCCGAAGGCAGGGCAUGUGGAGCUUGAUCCAGAUGCACUGUGGAAAGGCUUAAUCUCUGUAGUGAAGGGGGCAGUGCAAGAUGCAGGAGUCCAAAUGCGUCAGAUGAAGGCGCUCGGCAUCUCUACUCAGCGAGCCACCUUCACCACAUGGGACAGGAGAACUGGUGUUCCUUUCCAUAAUUUUAUCACCUGGCAGGACCAGAGAGCAGCAGACUUAGUGAGGUCCUGGAACAAAUCUUGCACUAUGAAAGCGAUCCACGGUGUGAUGAAGAUUCUCUACUUCCUGACCAGGCAGAAGCGGUUACUUUCAGCAAGUCUGAUUAUCUUCUCCACUCAACAUGUCACCUUCCGCCUUGUCUGGGCUCUGAGACACUACAAACAGGUUGCUCAAGCUGUGGCAGAAGGAAACUGCUGCUUUGGAACAGUUGACACCUGGCUCUUGUUUAAACUGACGAAAGGACUGACUCAUGCCACAGACUACUCAAAUGCAAGUGCAACGGGGAUUUUUGACUCUUAUCAGAUGUGUUGGAGUGAGUUUCUAUGUUCUCUGGUCUCCCUGCCUCUCUCCAUUUUCCCAAAAGUGGAAAAUACAGACCAUGAAUUUGGUUUCACAGACCCGUCCAUAUUUGGAGUAUCCAUUCCCAUUAUGUCAGUGAUGGCGGACCAACAGGCCGCCAUGUUUGGAGAGUGCUGUUUCAAUGCCGGUGAUGUGAAGAUCACCAUGGGAACAGGAACCUUCAUGGACAUAAACACCGGCAGCAAACCUCACACGUCCUUGGCUGGUCUCUAUCCAGUGGUGGGGUGGAAGACAGGCUCAGAGUUGGUCUAUCUGGCUGAGGGCAACGCAGCAGAUACUGGAACUGCCAUUAGAUGGGCCCAGGAACUGGAUCUCUUCUCUGACGUGGAGGAUACAAGCACCAUGGCUUACAGCGUCAGUGACUCAGAUGGUGUGUGUUUCGUCCCGUCUUUCAGCGGCCUGCAGGCUCCUCUGAAUGACCCCAAAGCUUGCGCUUCCUUCAUGGGCCUCAAACUUUCCACCACCAAAUGUCAUCUGGUGCGUGCCAUUCUGGAAUCUAUUGCGUUCAGAAACAAGCAGCUAUAUGAUACGAUGCUAAGAGAAACCAACAUUCCCAUUACCAAGAUCAGGGUGGACGGCGGGGUUUCCUCUAAUGACUUCAUCAUGCAGCUCACUGCAGACCUGUUUGGUAGGAAGGUAGCAAGAUGCCGGCACCGUGAAAUGUCCUGUCUGGGGGCUGCUUUUGUAGCCGGGCUUGCCGUGGGCUACUGGAAAACCCGGGAAGAGCUGAAGAAGCUGCAGAGCGCAGACAAUGUGUUUUGUCCCAAAGGACUCUUCGGUGACAGUGCUAGUUCCCAGUACACACUCAUCCUCCAGAGCUGGGAAGGGGCCCUCCGGCGCUCCAUGAACUGGUACAAGAAGCCUUGACACCGGAUCCUCUUCCAGACUAAUAGCACUUUGUUGUUAUGUACACUUGGAAACAAAAGAGGGACCAUUUUGACACGUCACAAUUGGGACCAUGUGAUCAAUUUCUCUCAUAGGUUCUCUCAGGUUUACAGAUGUUGCUACACGGAGGUACUAACGUUUGAAAUGUUUAACAGUGUUUUCAUGAAGAAACGCACCCUUUUCAACCAAAUCCCACAUUAGACACACCAGUCCCUUUCAGGUGGUGGGAAAGGAACAUCACUUGACACCAGGUACACCUUGGCUUUGUACAAUCUGAGCACACUCAAUAGGUCCGUCCUCACAUUAAAGCACCCACAGCAGGGGUCACCAACGUUUUUCCGUGUGAGAGCUACUUUUACAAAAUGAAAAUGGCCAAGAGCUACUCAUUUUUGUAACAUUUAUUUUCAGAGCUUAUUUUAAACCCAAACAAAGCGAAUAUGCUUGUUUUACCAGAACAUUAACAAAAUGCUGGUGUCCACAACUCACAUUUUGUAUUUCAGAAUGCAUUUAUUUCUACUGUUCUUUCAUUAUUAACUGAAAACCUGAAUGAAAAGCAGGCUUGCGGGCACCUCAUGUGGUCUGGGGGGGCUACCUGGUGCCCGCGGGUACCACGUUGGUGACCUCUGACCUACAGCAUGCUUGUAUGUAAAAAUGUGACCUCCAUCACUGUUGCUAGACCAGUAAGAUGAUUGUCUGACAUUAUAAUAUUAUAUUAUUAUUAUUAUUAGCAAAGCAAAUUUUUGCCCAUGACAAUUGACUGGAAUAUGGGGAACUCUAAAUUGUCAGUUUCCUGAAUGGUGGAAAAAAAAAACAAACCUGAAUGUCUUUUACAUGCCGUGUUUAGUUUGUGUACUAACCAUCAUUUGCUGUGCCUUUAUCUGUGCGUCUUCUGGAUUGCCUGGUAUUGACUUGAGUUGUUUUAAUUUACUUAACAUUCCCUUAACAUCUGAAUGCAGAUUUAUAUCUAUAGCAUAUUAUUGUCAUGACAGAGCAUCAUGAAACCCAGUGCGGUCGUCUGUUAAUGUAAAAGCAGAACGUGAUGUAAUAUCAGCUCGCUUUAACAGAAUUUGGGCUGUUGGGAGCCAGUGGCUUCAGCGUGUGUCUGCACAUCACUGCGUUAUUGUGCUCUCAAACGCAACAAGCAAGCAUGACACUGACCUCACAUGCCCUCGCAUACACGCUCUUCACUUGUGGUGAUGGUGGUUUGUGUAGGAUGACUGCAAUAUAAAAAUGUGUGUACAUGUUUACAGCACAAUAAAUGUUUGUAUUUGU
Molecule: messenger RNA, 3352 nt
Organism: Dunckerocampus dactyliophorus (ringed pipefish)
Lineage: Eukaryota; Metazoa; Chordata; Actinopteri; Syngnathiformes; Syngnathidae
Gene: gk5
Product: glycerol kinase 5
Exons: 16
Coding region: 479-2062 (527 amino acids)
Biological process (GO): glycerol-3-phosphate biosynthetic process; glycerol metabolic process; triglyceride metabolic process
Cellular component (GO): mitochondrion
Molecular function (GO): glycerol kinase activity
Source: RefSeq, a predicted model, not a curated record